UAUCCAAUUAAAACGACAUAACAAUAGACUCCCAAAUCAUCCCCAGAAUUUCUCAAAUAAUCCCCAAACAUCUAAAACCGACAAAUAAUCCCAAAUAACAGAAAACAUCAAUUAAUGAGUUUCUAACAUCUCCGCCUCCUUGAAAAAUAACCUUGCCCUCAAGGUUGUAGCUCCUACUCCAGCUCCGGAUGUCUUACUUCCUCAGCUUCAUCCUCCGCCUCGUCUUCCUAGGGUCCCACCAGCAUCAUCAAGUCUGGUUUGGCACACUUGUGCCCCACUGUGAACCUCUCAGCGCAGUUGAAGCACUUUCCUUCCCUUCUCUUCUGCUCGAUCUCGGCCGGAGACAGUCGCACGAAUCCCUUCAACAGCGGCCUAGGUUCCGGACGUGCUAUGGUAGUCGUGCCGGUCGCUGUCAAGCCCGCCCCAGCAGGCGUGCUCCCUCCGCCGCCGCUAGACGCGGUGCACCACCCCCACUUCCGACAACCUUUGGAAAGCGCCCAAUCGUGCUCCUCCAACUUGCUAGCUCCUCUUCCUUGUGACAUGCAAGACGAAAAGCGGUCCUCAAAGAAUCUGGUUCGAAAACCUUGACCGCAACGGCGAUAUCUGGCUUCAGACCGACCAUACACAACCCAACUAAGGUCUCCACCAGUACACCCUUGCAUUGGUUGCCAAGCUUGAAGAAUUCCGCCUUGUAUUCCGCCAGCGUCCCCGUUUGACGUAGUUUAGCCAUUUGCUCCGGCGCCCACCCUUCCGACUUACCGAACUGGUACCGCAACUCCUCCUGGAACAAGGGCCAGGUGAUCAAAGUC
Linum trigynum is the source of this 809-nucleotide messenger RNA. NCBI's taxonomy places the organism in Eukaryota, Viridiplantae, Streptophyta, Magnoliopsida, Malpighiales, Linaceae. The record is from the annotation of a GenBank genome assembly.